Menidia menidia (Atlantic silverside) is the source of this 5139-nucleotide messenger RNA. The record is from the annotation of a GenBank genome assembly. Lineage: Eukaryota; Metazoa; Chordata; Actinopteri; Atheriniformes; Atherinopsidae.
UUGCGGAGGGGGGAUACGCGGCUGCCCGGUCCUUCCCGGUUUCCCGUUACGACGGAGAUGGAGCGGCUGUGCGGAGCGGAGCGCCCGUUCUGGGUAGCCAACGAGACGCUCCACACAGACCAGCCAGACCUGCCGCAGUGUUUCCAGCUCUCCGUGCUGUCAUGGUUGCCGUGCAUCUACCUGUGGGUGGUCAGCCCCAUCUACAUUUUUUAUCUCAAGCAGAACAACAAAGGAUACAUCAUGAUGUCCAUCCUCAAUAGGUUCAAAACGGUGCUCGGCCUGUUCCUCUGGAUUGUGUGUUGGAUCGACCUCUUCUAUACGUUCCACGAGCUCCGGCAGGGUCAGGGCCAGCCGCCCAUCUACUUCAUCACCCCGCUGGUGCUGGGCAUGACCAUGCUGCUGGCCACGUUUCUGAUCCAGUUUGAGAGGUUGCGCGGAGUUCCGUCCUCAGGGGUCCUCUUCAUCUUCUGGUUCCUGUCUAUGCUGUGUGCCAUCGUGCCUUUCCGCUCCAAGAUCCUAAAAGCCUCCAACGAGAGGGAAGUCACAGACAAGCUGCGAUUCACCACGUUCUACAUUUACUUCGGCCUGGUCGUCAGUCAGCUGAUCCUCUCCUGCUUUAACGAGAAGCCUCCUCUUUUCUCCAACAUUGUCACCGACCCUAAUCCAUGCCCCGAGACCACAGCAGGCUUUCUCUCCACCAUGACAUUUUGGUGGUUCACGAGUUUGGCCAUUAAAGGCUACAAAAUGCCCCUGGAGGCCAAAGACCUCUGGUCCCUGAACCAGCGCGACAGCUCCAAGGUGAUGGUGCCCAGGCUCCUCAAGGAGUGGGAAAAGGAGCAGGCCAAGGCCAAGAGCGAAGAGAAUGUGUCCAGCCAGGCUAUGUAUGCCAAGCCCCCACCGUCGACCACCAACCAUGUCACAGGGGGUGGGGGGGGGGGCCGAGAGCAGCCCAGAGGAAGUAGAGCCUUCGGGCCCUACUUUCUGAUUGGCUCAGCCUACAAGCUGCUGCAGGACACCAUCACCUUUGUCAACCCCCAGCUGCUCAGGAUGUUGAUCUCAUUCACAAAGCAGAAGGGUGUUCCUGACUGGUGGGGCUACACGCUGGCCUUCCUCAUGUUCUUCACAGCCUUAUUGCAAACGCUCAUCCUGCACCGCCACUUUCAGUACUGCUUCGUCACCGGCAUGAACGUCCGCACCGCUCUCAUAGGAGCCAUCUACAGGAAGGCUUUGGUGAUAACCAACGCCGCCAAGCGUUCAUCGACAGUGGGAGAGAUUGUAAAUCUGAUGUCUGUGGACGCUCAAAGGUUCAUGGACCUCACCACCUUCCUGAACAUGCUGUGGUCUGCGCCUCUUCAGAUCAUGCUGGCUCUGUACUUCCUCUGGCAGAACCUCGGCCCGUCCGUGCUCGCCGGAGUGGCCGUCAUGAUCAUGCUCAUCCCCUUUAAUGCCGUCAUUGCCAUGAAGACGCGAGCCUACCAGGUGGAGCAGAUGAAGCACAAAGAUGACCGCAUCAAGCUGAUGAACGAGAUCCUGAACGGCAUCAAAGUCCUCAAGCUGUAUGCCUGGGAGAACUCCUUCAAAGACAAGGUCCUGGCCAUCCGGCAGAAGGAGCUCAACGUGCUGCGCAAGACAGCCUACCUGGGAGCUCUGUCCACCAUGGCCUGGACCAGUGCCCCUUUCCUUGUGGCCCUGACAUCGUUCGCUGUGUAUGUGACGGUGGACGAGAACAACGUCCUGGACGCAGAGAGGGCCUUCGUGUCCCUCUCACUUUUCAACAUCCUCAGAUUUCCCCUCAACAUGCUCCCCCAAGUCAUCAGCAGCAUCGUCCAGACCAGCGUCUCUUUGAAGCGAAUCCAGAGUUUCCUGAGUCACGAUGAGCUGGAUCCAAACUCGGUGGACAAAAAGAACACAGCCACGGAGUUCGCCGUGGCGGUGGUGAAUGGGAAAUUCACCUGGGCCAAACAAGACCCACCCGUCCUGCACAACGUCAACGUGAUGGCCCCCCCGGGCUCCCUGCUGGCGGUGGUGGGCCACGUGGGCUGUGGGAAGUCCUCCCUGAUCUCCGCCCUGCUGGGGGAAAUGGAGAAGCUGGAGGGAGAGGUUUCCAUUCGGGGGUCCGUGGCUUACGUCCCCCAGCAGGCCUGGAUACAGAACGCCACCCUGCGGGACAACAUCCUGUUUGGGAACACCUACAAUGAGCAGAAGUACCGCUGCGUUCUGGAGGCCUGCGCCUUAACCCCCGACAUGGAGGUUCUGCCCGGAGGAGACAUGACAGAAAUAGGAGAGAAGGGCAUCAACCUCUCCGGGGGUCAGAGGCAGAGGGUGAGCCUGGCUCGAGCUCUGUACAGCGACGCUGACGUCUACCUGCUGGACGACCCGCUGUCUGCGGUGGACGCCCACGUGGCCAAACACAUCUUUGACAACCUCAUAGGCCCCGAGGGAGUGCUGAAAGGCAAGACGCGCAUCCUGGUGACGCACGGCAUCAGCUUCCUGCCUCAGGUGGACAACAUCGUGGUGAUGGUGGACGGCCGGGUGUCGGAGAUGGGCUCCUACCAGGAGCUGCUCACGCAAAACGGAGCCUUCGCCGAGUUCCUGAGGAACUACGCUCUGGAGGACAUCACCGAGGAGGAAGUCACGGAGGAGUUGAUCGAGGAGGAGGAAAUGUUCCCCGAUGACGCCCUUAGCAACCACCACACAGACAUGGUUGACAACGAACCAAUCAUGAAUGAAGCCAAGAAAAGUUUCAUAAGGCAGAUCAGCAUUGUCUCGUCAGAGGGGGAGAACCCCAGAUGUCGGUCGGUGAGGAGACAUGGCUGCAGCCAAAAGAAACACCCAGAGCCGCCAGAGAAGAGGCCGCGCGAGGCCGAGAAGCUCAUCCAGGCUGAGACCGCAGAAACAGGCCGGGUAAAAACCAAAGUGUACCUAGAGUACGCCAAGGCGGUGGGGCCUCUGCUGUCGGUCAUCAUCUGCCUGCUGUACGGCUGCCAGAGCGCCGCCGCCAUCGGGGCCAACAUCUGGCUCAGCCAGUGGACCAACGACGCCGCGACAAACCAGACCAAGGAGAACGUUAACAUGAGGGUGGGGGUGUACGCGGCACUGGGCAUUGCGCAAGGUCUCCUGGUCAUGAUCUCUUCCUUCACUCUAGCCAUGGGAAACAUCGGAGCAGCCAAGAAGCUGCACUUUAACCUGCUCGCCAACAAACUUCACACCCCCCAGUCUUUCUUUGACACCACCCCUAUAGGACGCAUCAUCAACCGCUUCUCCAAGGACAUCUAUGUCAUAGACGAGGCGCUGCCGUCCACCGUGCUCAUGUUCCUGGCCACCUUCUUCGUUUCCCUCUCCACCAUGAUAGUUAUCAUUAGCAGCACGCCCAUUUUUGCUGUUGUCAUAGCCCCCCUGGCACUCGUAUACGUCUUUGUUCAGCCCAAGCACUUCCUGUCAUGCCUGCAGCCUUUAUUUUUCUACACCUUUUCACACACACUCUUAAAAACAUCUGUCAGGUUGGGAAAUGUAGUCACAAUAAGCCCAAAAGUGGAGCUCAGCUGCCCUCUAGUGGUGGGGCAGCGUGAGCACGCCUCGGUCUGUUUGUUCACUGCAGACUGGAACAAGUUUCCGGGUGUGCUGAUUUUGGUUAACUGCCUGCUGUGCCGGGCCUACAGUAUGCUGCGGGCAGCCAAGCUCACGCACCACAACAUGCUUCAGGGGGUCCUGCGAGCGCCGCAGGCCUUCUUCGAGAGCACCCCGACUGGGCGGUUACUAAACCGCUUCAGCAAAGACGUGGAUGCUAUAGACUCCCAGAUCCCAGAUAAUAUUGACAUAUGGAUGCGCACUUUCUGGUACACACUGAAUGUGCUGCUCAUAUGCUCUGCCCUCACCCCAAUGUUCCUCAUAGUCAUAGCCCCGUUAAUGGUGUUCUAUUGGUGGGUUCAGAGAUUUUACGUUGCCACGUCUCGGCAGCUUAAGCGCCUGGAGUCGGUCAGCCGCUCUCCCAUUUACUCCCAUUUCUCUGAGACCGUCACGGGCUCUAGUGUAGUCCGAGCCUAUGGCAGACACGAUGCCUUUGUUCUGAUGAGUGAUAUGAAAGUGGAUGAGAACCAAAAGAGUUACUACCCUGGUAUAGUGUCCAACAGGUGGCUGGGAGUGCGUAUCGAGUUCAUCGGGAACUGCAUCGUGCUGUUCGCCGCUCUGUUCGCCGUGACUGGAAAGGAGAAUCUGAACCCCGGCCUCGUGGGUCUGUCGGUGUCCUACGCCCUCCAGGUGACCAUGUCUCUGAACUGGAUGGUGCGCAUGACUUCAGAUCUGGAGAACAACAUAGUAGCAGUGGAGAGAGUGAAGGAAUACUCUGAGACCAAGACAGAGGCCCCCUGGGAGGUGGAGGACAAGAAGCCCCCGGCUGAGUGGCCCAUGGAGGGAAACGUGGAGUUCACCGACUACAGCGUCCGGUACCGAGAGGGCCUGGACCUGGUCCUGAAGGGCAUCACGCUGAACGUGAAGGGAGGAGAGAAGAUCGGCAUCGUGGGUCGCACCGGGGCCGGGAAGUCGUCCAUGACGCUGUGCCUCUUCAGGCUGCUGGAGGCCGCGGGGGGAGAGAUCACCAUCGACAACGUGAAGAUAUCAGAGAUCGGUCUGCACGACCUGAGGUCCAAACUCACCAUCAUUCCACAGGAGCCGGUGCUGUUCUCUGGGACGCUGAGGAUGAACCUGGACCCCUUCGACAAGUACGAAGACGAAGAGGUGUGGAAAGCCCUGGAACACUCCCACCUGCUCAAGUUUGUCAGCAACCAGCCGGCAAAACUGGAGCUGGAGUGCUCAGAGGGAGGAGAGAAUCUCAGUGUGGGCCAGAGGCAGCUGGUGUGCUUGGCCCGAGCUCUGCUGAGGAAGACCAGGAUUCUGGUCCUAGAUGAAGCUACUGCUGCUAUUGACCUGGAGACGGACGACCUCAUCCAGUCCACCAUAAGGACUCAGUUUGAGGACUCCACCGUCUUCACCAUCGCACACAGGCUCAACACCAUCAUGGACUACACAAGAGUGGUGGUGUUGGACAAGGGACAGAUAGCAGAGUUCGACACCCCCACAAACCUCAUCUCAAAGAGGGGAAUCUUCUACAGCAUGGCUAAAGACGCGGGCCUGGCGCAGUAG